AUGCAGGAAGGAAGACUAUGGAAGGUAGCAAGAAAGCAAGCAAUACAUCAACAAACGCUAAUAAGAAUCGAGAUCAGAAGCAACAAGAAAAUGAGAUUUGAUUCCGUACUAUCCAAUGCCUUGGUUUUGGCAUCCGUGGCCUCAGGUGCUGCAGUCCACAAGCACGCUGAGCAGGAGAAAAGAGAUGUGACAGUUGUUGUUACGAACUUUGUGAAUGUCAACGGUCAGGUUGCAGCCCCAGAUCAGACCAGCACGGCGUAUGGUGCUGCAUCUAGCUCUCCAGAAACAACUACAUUGGUACCAACUAGUGCUGUUGAAAGCCCUAGCUCAAGUUCUAGCCCAAGCUCUAGUUCCGGUUCAAGCUCUAGCUCUAGCUCUAGCUCUAGCUCUAGCUCUAGCUCUAGCUCCAGUUCCAGUUCUGGGUCUGGAUCUGGGUCUGGACAAUACAGCGGUGCUUUGGGUAUCACAUAUUCGCCAUACACCGACAGCGGAUCGUGUAAAACGUCCGACGAGAUCAAGUCCGAUAUUCAAAAACUGACCGAAUUCGACGUCAUCAGAGUGUACGAUACCGACUGCAGCGGCUUGCAAGCCAUUGUUCCUGAACUACAGGGCAACCAAAAGAUAUUCAUCGGGAUCUACAACAUCGACAACAUCGCCUCCAGUGUUAGUAUAAUAAAAUCUGUAUUUAACGGGGACUUCUCAAAAGUGUACGCCGUUUCUGUUGGUAACGAACUGGUCAACUCAGGCGCCAAGUCCGUCUCCGACGUCAGCAGCGCUGUCCAGUCCGCCAAGUCCCAGCUAAAGAACAUCGGCUACAACGGUGACGUCGUCACCGUUGACACCUUGGUUGCUACAGAGAACAACACAGGCCUCUGUAGUGCCUCAGACUUCAUCGCCGUAAACUGUCACCCAUACUGGGACGGUCACGUGGACCCAUCCAACUGUGGCCCAUGGAUCAAGCAGCAGCUAUCCGAUUUGUCCUCCACCUGCAACAACAACAAGAAGAUCGUCGUGACCGAAACAGGCUGGCCAACACAGGGCUCCACCUACAUCAACGCCGUUCCAUCGAAGUCCAACCAAGACAAGUGCAUCCAGUCCAUCAUUGACACACUAGGCUCGCAAGCUAUACUGUUCACUACAUACAACGACUACUGGAAAUCUCCGGGCUCCCAAGGUGUAGAACAGUACUGGGGUAUCUUUGGGGACAGUCCAGAGUAG
Kluyveromyces marxianus DMKU3-1042 is the source of this 1218-nucleotide messenger RNA. RefSeq names its product putative family 17 glucosidase SCW10 (gene SCW4). Gene Ontology annotation, molecular function: 1,3-beta-glucanosyltransferase activity; glucan endo-1,3-beta-D-glucosidase activity. The coding region runs from base 1 to 1218 and encodes 405 amino acids. Gene Ontology annotation, cellular component: extracellular region; fungal-type cell wall; cell surface. The record is from RefSeq and is a predicted model, not a curated record. Gene Ontology annotation, biological process: cell wall organization; carbohydrate metabolic process. The transcript is spliced from 2 exons. Lineage: Eukaryota; Fungi; Ascomycota; Saccharomycetes; Saccharomycetales; Saccharomycetaceae.